Molecule: messenger RNA, 783 nt
Organism: Sarcophilus harrisii (Tasmanian devil)
Lineage: Eukaryota; Metazoa; Chordata; Mammalia; Dasyuromorphia; Dasyuridae
Product: scavenger receptor class A member 5-like
Exons: 2
Coding region: 40-351 (103 amino acids)
Cellular component (GO): membrane
Source: RefSeq, a predicted model, not a curated record
CUUGUGAAUUCUCUCCCUGCAGGAAGCCCGAAAGGUCUGAUGAUCCGGCUGGUGAAUGGCUCUGGUCCCCAUGAAGGACGUGUGGAGGUGUACCAUGACCGACGCUGGGGGACAGUGUGUGACGAUGGAUGGGACAAGAAAGAUGGGGAUGUGGUGUGCAGGAUGCUGGGCUUCCGAGGAGUGGAGGAGGUGUACAGGACAGCUAGAUUUGGGCAAGGCACAGGACAGAUUUGGAUCGAUGAUAUCGCCUGCAAGGGGACAGAAGAUAACAUCCUCCAGUGUAGCUUCUCCAGCUGGGGGAAGACCAACUGCGGCCACGCAGAGGAUGCAGGGUUGACGUGCAGACACUGAGAAUGGGCAGGACGGUGCUGCCCUAGUGUGCUGGCGAUGUAGCUGCUGGUCUCCAUUGCCUAUCCCUGGGGAGGCUGGGACCUUGCACCCAGGCAGCCCAGUAGCAUUCCUGCUCAGCCCCGGCCCCUUCCCCUGCACUGCACCCCUAAGCCUACCGCUCACUAAUGAGCCGCCAUAACUCUUUAGUUAGACAGCUGCUAAAAACAGGGCCUCUGGGAUUGACUGCAAAUCUUUUCCCUCCUGGACCAACUGGAUCAACAAUUUGCUGACCUUAUUCAGUGCCAAAAGUAGCUCCUUAGAAUCCAUAUCAUGCUUGUUUUCAUUCUGUUGGUAACAGUUAAAUGCUGGGAAUGUGUCAAAAGCAACUCCGUUAUAUGUAGUUGUGGGGAGCGGGGUUAGCACGAAUAAUUAAAUCAACAGAAAGUUCCCAAA